CAGACUACUACUAUAGGAUAGCCUAUGCUCAAAGGCUUGUGUUGAACAAAUGUGAAGCCCUUCACUACGCCAAUUCACCAGUUUUGACGUAGGCAGCAUGUCCGUUCUCGCCUUGACGUAGGCUGUUUGCACUACAGAUGAAAGUAGUGAUAAGAAAUAAUGAGGAUAGUAAACCUAAGUCAUAGACCUCAGUUUGGACAAUCUGCACUUCACAAAGGAACACCCUAGUGCCGAUAAUGUUGCGUAAACACAUAUCGCCUAGUAGUGAUAUCUUUUGGAAAGUUAUGCAAACGUUAGUUCUAAGUUCCCUUGGUACCUGUCAAAUCUGUCACAGAGCAAUUUUUGUCGAUCAUGGAUAACGUUAAUUCUCAGCAAUCCAAUGAAAAUAAGAUUUUUAAAGUUGAAGAAGAACUGCUAGUUAUUCCGUACUCUGAAAUCGCAAAUGUAAAUAAUAUCUAUACAGCUUCAAACAUGGAAGAUGUUUAUGCUAAGCUACCCAACUACAUCAAUGUAGAAUCGACAGAUUCUCCUGAAAAACAAGAAAGCCAUGUAGUUGAAGAAAAACUACACUAUGUUGAGCCUGAAAAUUAUUUUCAGUCGGUGGAAAAAAGUCCCCUUGUUUUACCAUUAAGAAGUAUUUUUGGAGAUAUUUUUGCAACCGAUUCACCUCCUCAAGGAAUAGUUGUUAUUCUGAGGAUGGCUAAACGAUUGUUCAAGAAAACUAAUUGGACUUUAUGUCAUUGGAUCCAUCCUACAGCUUCGACCCUACAAAUUAAACAGAUUUUAGAUGACAUAUGGGAAACUUCUUCUCAUGGUUAUAAGGAGUUUUUCAUUUGGCAGGUUUUGCCGUUACCGGAUAUCUACAAUAUGUUUAAUCCUCGAAUUGAAAUAGCACCACCUAGACGUAGAAAAAAUCGAAGAUUAGACCUGGUUAAAAUAUUACCACCACCAAAACCGAUAGCUGGAGUGUCUGGAGUUCAAGACUUUAAUAAAAAAUGUGGUGAAGCUCAAAGUACCAUUGUCUCUAGUAUUUUGAUUGAAUCAAAAACUGGUAUCGAGAAUAACGAGAAUGAACCGCCACAAAAAAAGCCAAAACUAAACCCCGAAAAGAUUGAACAAGAAUCAAAAUCAAGCUUGAGCAGUCAGGACCGCGAGCUACUGGAAUCAGUAGAUGAGUUCAAGAAAAUCUUUGAACAUUCUUAUUGAAUUAUUUUAUUUGUAAAUGUUAUUUAAGUUAAGUAAAACUAAGUUUUCUUUUACAAUAGUACACUUAUUUUAUUAUUUUCCAUUUAAGCUAUGUCAACUCUAACAAUAUGUCCAUCGGCACAUCCAACAUACAUUUGAUUUUGCUCGCCACCAGCCAAACUAAUAAUGACCAAUCCAACAUCCAAAGUUCCUUCGUUGUUUGGACCGUUAUUUUUAAUUAUCCAUCGUUUCAAGAGUUUGUCCCAGCCACCGCUAAAAAAUUGCUCUUGAUUGUUCCAUAUAACUCCUUCUAAGGCGUUUAUGAUCAUGUCAGAUCCAU
Messenger RNA from Ceutorhynchus assimilis (cabbage seed weevil), 1525 nucleotides. NCBI's taxonomy places the organism in Eukaryota, Metazoa, Arthropoda, Insecta, Coleoptera, Curculionidae. The record is from the annotation of a GenBank genome assembly.